Molecule: messenger RNA, 3302 nt
Organism: Siniperca chuatsi (mandarin fish)
Lineage: Eukaryota; Metazoa; Chordata; Actinopteri; Centrarchiformes; Sinipercidae
Gene: r3hdm4
Product: R3H domain containing 4
Exons: 8
Coding region: 161-916 (251 amino acids)
Molecular function (GO): nucleic acid binding
Source: RefSeq, a predicted model, not a curated record
CCACUGUCAAGCUAGCAGCCAAGGAGCUAGCUGUUAGCUGUAGCUUCUUACAAAGAUAAUCUGCCAAACAUACUCGCUGUUUUAACUUUUGUUUCCCGUCCCAGGUGUAUUAAUUUUUUAACACGUUCCGUAAAGACCCAGAGCGUUGGUUCUCUCUAAGAUGGUCGUUUUGACAAAUAACAAUGAAGAACAGGAUUAUAUCCUGAUAGAGGAGCGUAAAUGCACCUCCCUGCCUAACUCUCCCGCCAAGCGAGUGUCUCCCACCAAAAAGAAGCAGUUCUAUAUCAACCAAGCCAUCCGCAACUCUGACCUCACUCCCCGAGCCAAAGGCAAGAAGAGCCUCCGUCGACAGGAAAACACACGCUUUCUUGCUAAUCUUCUUGAGAGGGAUGAGUGCUCCAAAGAUGAUCUGGAAGUUUGCAGUAACCCGGCCAUCCCAUCCAUCUUCACUGAGGCCUGCACUAACGGAAACUACAUAGAGCCGUGGAAUGACUUCAUGAAUUGCUCCGGUGAGGAGCAGGAGAGGCUGUUGUCUCUGCUGGAGCAAGAGGGGUCCAAGAAGAAAAACAAAGACCAGAGGACUGUAAAUCUUGCCUUCACUGCUCAGGACUGUUUUCAGAGAAUCGAUCGCAGGCUGCGAGCGACUCUGAAACGGAAACAAAUCCCCAUGGGAACUCUGGAAGUACUUGAGGAAAACCUUCUGAGCUUCUUCAUCGCUCAACCUCACUCAGUUUACACAACCAGCCUCGCCAGCAGCUUUGAGAGACUGCUGCUUCACGCUGUCUGCCAGUAUAUGGACCUCGUCUCUGCAAGCACCGACAACAAAGGGUCACGUCAGACUGAAGUGGUCAACAAACAAGAAGAGUUUCUGCCUCCUAGACUUCUGCUGUCUGCCCACCUGGAGCAGAUGAGCUGAGAUCAGGACCACUGUUUCCUCCACAGGGCUCUGCUGCGGCCAGGAGCUCUGCGAGAUGUAGAUAGCGUGCCCGGUCUGUAUGUAAUGUCUGUGUAAAGUCCACCAAGCUCAGAAAACAAGCUAAAAAAAAUGCCUGUUUCCUUUUUCUCUGGUUGGUCUCUGGUUUCUGUAGUAAGUUUUCCAUUAAUUUUAUCCAUAAACAGAUCAACUCCCUGUAUGUUAACAGGAAUAUUCAUGCUAAAUAUUACAUGUGAAACAUUAGCAUGUAAGCAUGCUAACUGUGAGCAUGUUAGCAUGCUGCUGUUAGCAUUCAGCUCAAAGCACAGCUAAGCCAAAGUACAUGAGGUUGACAAACACCUGAGGCUGACAAAGUACAGCUUGCCUUGCCGCUGUCCAAAGGAAUAGCCUUUUUGAUUAAGUGACGUGGCCUCUCUGCUCCACUGGUAAAGAUCUAAAAAUAGUAGAGUUGUGUAUAAUAAGAAGUACAGCAUCAUAUGGCUGUGAGGCUCCAAUGAACUACUGUUUCCAUACAGCAUUGGCAAUAAACUUAAUUCCCUUUCCCAAGUUUUAAGUAUACUUUUGAAAGGGAAUGUAGUAAUAUCAUGACCUGAGUUGUGAUGUGGAAUUCACAAUAACAAAUUCACGAUACAAGCACAUUACAUUUGAUACAAUUUUUUUUUAAACAUAAUUGUGAUAGCAUUAUGCCAAAGUUUAUUUAUGAGCUGUUAUUCUUAAAGCAGCAGGUUAAUGAACAGUUGAUCCAUAAUGUCCCUUUCAUAGUGCAAAUGAUAGAAUUUCACAACUUAACUAAAACACAAAUAAUUCAUAACAGUAAAUAAUGGCAAUAUUAACCUUAAAAAUAAUGGAAGAUUUACUUGGAACUCUGUAUUGCUAAUAAUGAAUUUGUAAAGGUGCUAAAAUGGAGGAACCGCUCUAAUACAUCAGGAAAUGCACCACUGCCUGUAGGAUUAGCCUGUAGAAUUUGUGUCCGUAGUGAGGUAUGAAGCAUGAAUAUUAAUAGUCUCUCUACAUUAUAUGCACAAACGCAUCACUCAUCAUCGUAGGUAAAGAAGCAAAUGUCUUUCAUCGAGGGUGUGAAAUAACAGCUUGGGACGUAAAGUAAUUCUUUGAUAAUUAGCUCUGUAUUAUGUAUGAGAAGAAAACUCCCUCUUUAGGCACAGUUUCUUCAGGAUCUACUUUUGGGAUUUUUGUUUUCUGUGUAUCUUUCUCUGCUUGCUUUGUCUAGCUUUGUCAUCUCGUCUACACCGGCUGUGUUUCAGCUGCAUUUUUCAGUCAUCGUCUGAAGGAUACGCUUAUAUUUGAACCAACAAAACUGUCUCUAUCGAACGAGUAACAACUGCAUAACAACUGUGACUUGAAACAUUGUUUUAGGCUUUAGGUUCAAGUCUGUUUGUUUCCACUUACAAGCUAAAGUACAUGAUUGUAUGGUGGCACUGUGGCUAAUCCAGUGUAGAUACUUACACAGUUGCAGCUGCUGAUGUGCUGGUGUAGACAAAGUGUAAAUGUUGCUUCAGUCAUGGUCAACAAUCAAAGACAAGAUAAGGAACUAUACUGUCGUUAAAAACUGCUAGUAUCCCUGUACUUUUAGAUUUAUUGAUGGAUUUCUUGCAAUACGCAGUGCUCACUCAGUUUACAUUGAACACACAACUCCAACGUUUAAAACCUCUUUUUUUACAUACAAAAGUAAUAUGGUUUAAAGAUAUACUGUAUGUACAGUACAUGUGUUACAUUGGUAGAAAAAUAACCACAUUUAAGGUGUUUUGAUGGUAAAAACCUGCUGAGUUUUGACUCAGGUAUGUUUCAUCUCAAUAUUAACAUUUACAACCCUGGAAAAGCACUUCUGCCUUAUGAAUGCAAGUUUCUAUGUUUUUUCUGUACAUAUAUUUCUACAUUUGUACUUGACAUGAUUUUGGAGGAAAAAAAUCGUAUCCUCGAUUUCUUUUUACACUCGUUGGCAGUGUAACAAAACUUGACCUGUUGGUGCAUUUUGUCAACAACCAAAGUUUGUGUGUUUGUCAUUUGGAAAUCCAAUUUCUCAGGCUUUACACUUCUACUCUGAAUGUCAUGUAGUGAUCUCACAUGGUGUCAUUUUCUGUGCACUGUAUACUUUCUUCAAGAUGAACUUGUUUUCAUCAUGUUCACCCGAGCACCUUGGGGUGCUGCCAACUUUUUAAAUACAUGUAGAAGUAGUUGUUCUGUAAUUAAUGAGCUCAGAUCAUUGACUUGUGCCAACAUUCAGAUUGAAAAAGCAUAUAAUAGUCUGAAAGCUUUAUACACUAGACUCAAACAUCUUUGUGUAUAUAAUAUGUGUGUGCUACAGUACCUAUUUAUAAUUAUCACUGCAACUAUUAAAGAAUUUAAGAUA